Ilex paraguariensis (yerba mate) is the source of this 357-nucleotide messenger RNA. NCBI's taxonomy places the organism in Eukaryota, Viridiplantae, Streptophyta, Magnoliopsida, Aquifoliales, Aquifoliaceae. The record is from the annotation of a GenBank genome assembly.
AUGGGGAGGAGCUUUCGGGUGAUGGGUUAUUUUCUGGGAGAGAGAGAGAAGGGGAUACCUUUGAUGUGGGCUGGUCGCUGGAGUCUAGGCGUAGGUUGCUGCGCAUCUCUGGGAAGUGUAUGGGUUCAGUGGAUCUGUGGUGGGGAUGGGCUCAGCGGUGGACAAGGGUGGUGGGGUAGUGUAGUGCUUGGUGGAUUUCAUGGUGGUGGCUAUGGCUUGGUAGGCUGUGGUAGACAUGAAGACGGUGUAGUGAAAGAGUUGGAAAGAGAUGGAGACGGUGGUGGUGGCGUCGCUGACAAUUGUCGAUCUUGGUGGCUGGGCAUUGCGACAGAGAUUGUUCUGAGGAGAAGAGAGUAG